Molecule: messenger RNA, 1722 nt
Organism: Ceutorhynchus assimilis (cabbage seed weevil)
Lineage: Eukaryota; Metazoa; Arthropoda; Insecta; Coleoptera; Curculionidae
Source: the annotation of a GenBank genome assembly
AUGUCGCAUCGUAUUAUCGAAAAACGUCGUCGCGAUCGUAUGAACAAUUGCUUGGCCGAUUUGUCCCGACUGAUUCCGACCGACUAUUUGAAAAAGGGCCGCGGUCGCAUCGAAAAGACCGAAAUCAUCGAGAUGGCCAUCAAACACAUGAAACAUUUGCAACAAAUGCAAGACGGCGCAGGCGGGAGCAACCCCAUGGAUCAUUAUAGCCCGCCGCCCACUGCGGCUUUUCCCGCCAGUUCGCCCACCAGCAGCGUCAUCGAACCGGGUCCCACGUUGCCAGCUCAAGUACCCAGAUCAUUGAUAAAGAACGGCAAUCUUCAAAAUGCACCGAAGCUCGGCAACGUUGCCGAGCUUACGUUGCCGAAAGCCGAGCCGGAGAACAGCAACAGUUGCGAUUCGCAUCCGAACGCGUUCGUUUUCAAGGCGUCAGCGGACGAAUUCAGCAACACCGUCGGCAGUUUUUCGCCGGACAAAUCGGAGGACUACGGCAACACCGGAAGCUUGUACAAGUUCAAAAACAGCAUCAAGAUGCGGUUCAGUCAGGAUUUGAGUGCGCAUGAGGUGCCCAAAAGGCAAAAGUUGGACGAGAGGAGGAGGAGGGGAUCGGUGACUAGCUGUUUCGAGAAUCAGAGUUCUAAUCAAAGUUCGCCGCCGAGCAGUGCCGAACCGCCGCCGUGUCACAAUCGUGUCUCCGACCUCAACCAUCCACACCACCAGACCCCAACGCCGCCCCCGGAAGACACGCCGCCUCUGAUCAAGCCUUUGCACGACGGCAACGUUGCCGCUAUCACCAAAAACAAUUACAUCCAACAAGACGUGAACUUUAACGUGCCGAUAUUCGUUUUGCACACAAAGGGCGCCUACUAUUUACCGUUAACGAUAGACUACAAGACGCUGAAGCCCUAUUUACGCGGCUACGACAUAUUAGAGGGCGGUAGUAAUAACGUUAUUUUACAUCCGGUUACGUUAAGUGUUAAUUUUUUAAUUAGUAAUCAUAACAAUAAUAAUAAUUAUCAUAAUAGCUAUUAGAAAUGUUUUGUGAGGCUAAAUUAAAAAAAAAAAAGAGGUUUUUCGAGUGCUAAAAAAAAAUGGCUGUGACGCAUCAGGUCAGGGGAAUAAAAUGUUCUUUACAAGACUGACAUUUGUAUAUAAAACAUAGAAAUUAUAUAAAUUUUGUAUUACACCAAUCUGUGUAAUAAUUUUGUUAACAAAAUGUCAAAUCAAUCAAAAUGAAGGAAAAAAUCCUCGUCAUAUGUAUAGUUUUCAAAGUCAACCGAUGGAAGUUAUGUGAAUGCCUAAAAUAAAUUAAAUGUUGUUGAAAAGGUGUUUUUUUUUUAAUACUCUAACCGAAUUUGAAAUUACAGUGUUGCCAACAAAACAUGAAAAUAUUGAUAAAUAAAAAUUUAUUAAACCCUAUAAUAUGUACAAAAUCAACACAAAACAACUACAAUUCAGUAUCGUCCCUAACUGACUUUUUAUUCUUCCUAUUCCGUUUGUGCUUAAUAUUCGACAAGAUUUCGUAGGCCUGCUGAAUUUCCAUGAAUCGUUCUUGGGCUUCGCGCAGCCUGUUGGCGUCCUUGCACUUGUCCGGAUGAUUCUCGCGGCUCAGCUUACGCCACCUGGCGGUGAUUUCUUGUUGGCUCGAUGUCGGACCGACUCCCAGUAUCUUGUAGGCGUUCUGUUCGCCUUGCGGAUCCGACAGAUCUAUCAGUUGUUUCC